AUGACUGGACGGGACGGGCUUUCAGAUGGGCGCUCUAGGAGUAGAGCCCUGGCGCCAGGCUGUCCUCCCAGCGGCUCUCGCCUUCGAAGCUUCGCCAUCAACGACCUGCUGGGCUUGGAGGCGGACUUGCCAACUCCGGCAGGACCCGGGUUAGGAUCCAGCUGUGAAGCUCCCGCGGAGGCUGCGGGGCCCAGGCCAGGACUCUGCGGUUCCUGUCCUGCUCGCGGGGCUCUCCCGCUGGGGCUGGGCCUCCUCUGCGGCUUCGGGGCGCAACCCCCCUCCGCGGCUGCUGCUCGUGCGCGCUGCCUGCUCCUCGCCGAUCUGAGGCUCCUGCCACCCGCAGGACCGGAGUCUGCGGUCGCCCAGACCCCCGUCCACCUGCCGCCUGCGCCCGGCUGCCCGCAGCGCAGUGAGAGCGUCUCCACGUCGGAUGGGGACAGUCCAUCUGAAGAAAAGAGUGACCUGAAGAUGUCCCCUACCCCGGGCAAGAGGAAGAAACGGAGGCACAGGACAGUUUUCACUGCCCAUCAACUAGAAGAACUGGAGAAGGCAUUUGGUGAGGCUCACUACCCUGACGUGUAUGCCCGGGAAAUGCUGGCUGUGAAAACUGAGCUCCCUGAAGACCGAAUACAGGUCUGGUUCCAGAACCGGAGGGCCAAGUGGCGUAAGCGAGAGAAGCGCUGGGGCGGCAGCAGCGUGAUGGCUGAGUACGGACUCUACGGGGCCAUGGUGCGCCACUGCAUCCCACUGCCAGAUUCGGUGCUCAACUCCGCGGACAGCCCGCACGGCUCCUGUGCGCCUUGGCUUCUGGGAAUGCAUAAAAAGUCGACAGGGAUGAGAAAACCAGAAAGUGAAGACAAGUUAGCAGGACUCUGGGGUUUUGACCACCUCAAAGAAGGUGCUAAAAAGGAUGGACCUGAAAGGGGCCCAGACAAAACAAGCCUGAACCCUGAGGAUAGCUUGGAAGAUGAGGCCAUUGACCUGUCCAGCUCUUCCAGGCAGGAGACAAAGAAAAUGCCCCCGGAAUCCAGUGAUCAGGCAUGUUCCCAUGCUCCAGGGCUGCAGGUGCCCCAGCCCCCAAAGGUGGGAGCCUCAUGAGACCAACAGAUUUGCCCCUCCCCAAAAAUGGAAAUAUGCAUAUUUCUCACGAGCAAUUUUUAGGAGAUAAGACUGGUCAAGACAAACACCUUCAGUUUGAUUUUCUUCCUGAAACAUCUGGAUAAGAGGCAGCAUUACAAUAUUGAAUAUAUAUAAUGAUCUAGGGGAAGUUCCAUUUAAUUCUAGAAGGGAGAACAUUUGUACAAUCUCUUGAAUCACUCAGUUUGGUAUAAAAUUUUGUUUCUCCUUUGUAGAAUUUGAGUAGGGAAGAUCUGAAGUUCAAAGAUAAUUUUAGGGAUGGGGUAGGAUGUAGCCCAGUUGAUAGCACACAUGAAGGCCUGUGGUCAAUCCCCAGCACCACAUAAACAGAUGUGGUGGCACACACCUGUAAUCCCUGCACUCAGGAGGUAGAAACAAGGGAUCAGAUGUUCAAGAGCAUCCCAAUCAACCUGGGCUAUGCAAGACCUUAGAGAGAGAGUAUUUCUACCUGCAUCAUUUGAGAUGUGGUUAAAUCAUUAAGAGUGCUGGUCUGACCACUUCACUCUAAGAACAUUUGGAUUUAUUUGGUUUUGUUGAGAUAGGCAGGGUCUUGCUGUGCAGCCCAGGCUA
This is a messenger RNA of Peromyscus eremicus (cactus mouse), 1707 nucleotides long. It is a transcript of the gene Vsx1, whose product is annotated as visual system homeobox 1. NCBI's taxonomy places the organism in Eukaryota, Metazoa, Chordata, Mammalia, Rodentia, Cricetidae. Gene Ontology annotation, cellular component: nucleus. Gene Ontology annotation, biological process: regulation of DNA-templated transcription. The transcript has 5 exons. Bases 1 to 1098 code for a protein of 365 amino acids. The record is from RefSeq and is a predicted model, not a curated record. Gene Ontology annotation, molecular function: DNA-binding transcription factor activity, RNA polymerase II-specific; transcription cis-regulatory region binding.